UGGCUAUUCGUGUUUCCUGUUGCGUACGUGAGUAACCGUAACGCGUGGCGUGGUGUGAAAAGGCUUUAUAAAUUUGACAAAAUUCAUAUCUCUGCUUAAUUAUUAAUUUCUUAUGAUUGUGUUUUGCUACGUGAUCAACAUUUAGACCCAUAAUACAUAGCAAUUUUAAUAAAAUAUAUUUAGAAUACGGGAAUCUAAUGAUCGUGUCGUUAAAAAAUGGUGCAUUUACUAUAUGACAUUGCCUGUUGCAUUUCAGUAUUAUUUACUUAUUUAUGUCUUGCCGAAGCGAAUUAUGAGUUUUAUCCGUACUUGGAGCGUGGAACAAGUUAUUCGGGCAAGAACAAAUCUGACUAUGGUAUUGAAUGGAAUCCUCAAUGGCCCAAGAAUAUCGAAUAUAUGGGCCAGUUAUCAGCAGUCUCUAUAGAUCCAAAUGGAAACGUUGCGAUAUUUCAUAGAGGAUCCAGAGUAUGGGGCUCGACUACAUUUAAUAUUCAAAAUAUAUUUAAUAAAGAAGAAGGCCCAAUUCGGGAAAACACCGUAGUUUUGUUAAAUAAAGUUGGAGAAAGGAUAUUAGAAUGGGGUGCAUACAAAUUUUAUUUACCGCAUGGUUUGACGAUAGACAUGCAUGGAAAUUAUUGGAUUACCGAUGUAGCUCUACAUCAGGUACUUAAAUUUGAUGCUAAAGAUAUAGAAAUGAUGAAAGAUUUACCAAGUUCGAGAAAAAGACAAUACAAUCAAGAAAAGCAUUUAAGACCUUCGUUGAUUCUUGGAGAAGCUUUUGUGCCUGGUAAUGAUGAUAAACGGUUUUGCAAACCAACAGCAGUUGCUGUAGAAAAUAAUGGUGACUUUUUUGUUAGCGAUGGUUACUGUAAUGCUAGAAUUCUGAAAUUCAAUGCUAAAGGAGAAAGAAUUCUACACUGGGGCCGCGAAAGCAUAUAUGGACAAACUCCUCUACAAAAUACAUUUAACGUACCCCAUGCUUUAGCACUUGCCAGUGAACUGAACUUACUUUUUGUUGCUGAUAGAGAAAAUGGCAGAAUUGUAUCUUUUUAUGCAACUAAUGGAACUUUCCACAAAGAGUACAAGAAUCCUAACAUUAUUGGUCCAUAUAUAUAUAGCGUAGCAUAUGCCAAAGAAAAACUUCAUUUGAUUAAUGGUCCUACUACACGUUCCAAUAUACGUGUCCGAGGAAUUGUUCUGGAUGUAAAUUCAGGAGAUAUAUUAUACAAAUUUGGUCCAAGACUAGAUAUGAAUAGUCCACAUGAUAUAGCUGUAUCUGAGAAUGGUACAGAAAUAUAUGUUGUGGAAUUAAAUAGAUAUAUUCCUUACAGAUUUUCACUGAAAUUACGAUCUGAAUUGCUGUCACCUUUAGCCUUAUCUAUUCUUGAAAACAUGAAUGGAGUUGUUACAACAGAAAAAAUAGUCAUAACUGUUAUUGUUCUAGCAGCCGUUGUUCUUGGCUUCUGUAUGGUAGUACUUGCACUUUUUUUGAGGGCUCAAGAACCAGAUGAUGAGAAGAUGUUUGUUAAUAAAACGAAUGCGCUGGGUGGCCGAGAGGCGUGAAAACUAUAAACUCCUAAAUCUCUUGGAAAACAGAAGAGGCAAGUGUUUCAAGACAACGGAGAAACGACCAAAUCCGCGAGAUUUUAAUAAAUUGAACAGGGAACCAGAAGCCUCGGAGGAUGAAUAUCCGGAUAAUAGUUUUACGAGAAUCAUUUAAUAGCGUUUAAAAUUUUUAACGUAUCAAGCAUAUGAUUUCAACGACGUACGUCUAUUUUAAAAAAACGUGCAGUCUUACCUUCCAAUUUAAGCUUUUUACAUGUAGAUUUGAAUCUGGAUCUCCAUGAUGCUAAUUUUACGAACUAUGAUGUUCAAGUUGCGAGAUCUUCCAAUUAAUGCCUCACGAUUGUUGCCUUUUCACAUAAGGUCACUUAUUAUCACUCACUGAGUUAAGUAUACGUGAUUGUUUUUAUUAUAUUGUUUAAGAAAGUAUCGAAUUCGUUACUUAAGACUUUGUCGUUGACCGGUACCGACUCCCGCCACUACGCAUUAACUAAAUCCAACUGAAAUUAUGACAGCCCAAAGUAGACAACCGCGCGAUUAUUCGAAUCUGCUAUAUCCCUAGCAUGGGGAUAAUCGUGUAUUACAGUCUACUCGAUUCGAUUUUAUAGACAUUAUUAUUCCUGCGUGUUUUAGAUAAUAAUUACACUCGAAGAAGUAUUAAAACGUUUCUCCCAUAUUUGAGAAACGAGAUAUAUUGAAAUACGAUAUAUAUGUGUGUGUUAUCAAUAUUCGAACCAAACCGCGCUUAUACUUUAUCGAAUAUUCAAUUUGAUAGAUAUCUAUAUUGUCUUUCACUACUGUGCAAUUCGUGUUUCCAAAGAACUGCCGAUAUUUUAGAUUUUGUAUUUCUUUUUAGGAGAUUUAUUUGAUUUAGUUUAAUAUUUACACUAGCUUUUACAUUAAUUUAUAAUAAUAAAUUUUGUAAAUGGUAAAAAUAAGAGUUGAAAUUUUCCUAUAAAGAUAUGUAAGAGACGAGGUGCUAUUUGAAGCUUUAAAGAUUAAAGAUUUUAUUGUUAUCUUGAACACAUUUGAUAUUGUGACAAACUAUUUUUUAUAAUGUUAGAAUUAACAGCCAAUACAUAACAAAUGCAAAAUAUCCUGUUUAUGCAAAAUAGGGUAAAAGAUCAAUAUAUAUAAUGUAUGUUCAAAAUUUAUAUAAAUAAUUAACUUAAAAAAUAUUUAUCGCAACAUUAUAACAUACCUGAUAAUGAUGGCCUUGCAAAUAACACCUAAAAAGUGACCAAACUUAAGUUGUACGUAUUAAAUGUCAAUAACUAUAUAUAUUUACAAAUUAUACUAUUAUGUAACUAUACAUUACAAAUUAUUGACAUAUCCCUUUAAAAAAGGUAUACGAAAAACGGUAUAAAUAUAUAAUUAUUUUAA
Bombus huntii is the source of this 2946-nucleotide messenger RNA. Its product is annotated as peptidyl-alpha-hydroxyglycine alpha-amidating lyase 1-like. Lineage: Eukaryota; Metazoa; Arthropoda; Insecta; Hymenoptera; Apidae. The transcript is spliced from 6 exons. Gene Ontology annotation, cellular component: extracellular region; membrane. Gene Ontology annotation, biological process: peptide metabolic process. Gene Ontology annotation, molecular function: protein binding; catalytic activity. The record is from RefSeq and is a predicted model, not a curated record. The coding region runs from base 217 to 1563 and encodes 448 amino acids.